AUGCAAUUUCUGUCCCAGCUUAGCCCAACAGCUCAGUGGAGCACCCAUUGCUACCUGGCAUGUGUGUUCAUCAUGAUGGCGUGCUCUGGACCAGUUUCACCCCUUCAUGCCCCUCCAGUGACCACAGGUCUCCGCUCUGCUUUCUCUGCCACACGAACCAACAACGUAGUGGGAGGCAAGCAGAAGGCUGUGACUUUCAACAGGCUCAUGGUCAACAUUGGAGGGGACUUCAAUCCAGACACGGGCCACUUCCGCUGCCGCAUCCCCGGGGCAUAUUAUUUCUCCUUUUCUGUGGGGAAAUUUCCAAAGAAAAUGCUCUCUGUGAUACUUGUGAAGAACGGAGAGGAGGUGCAGGCUAUAGCCUAUGAUGACUACCGCAAGAAAGGGAGGAAAGUGCAAAGCCAAAGUGUGAUGAUCAGUUUGAAGGAAAUGGACACAGUUUGGCUGCUUUUACAACAAAGUCCCCAGUAUGCUCUGUACAGCAACGCUGGCCCUUACAUCACCUUCUCCGGUUACCUCGUCUAUCCUGACACCACCCCAACCAGCUACAUCACCAACCACCUGUCCCCACCGGACCUGUCCUACCCAAACUGCCCCCCUCAGGCUGACCCCAGGGCCAGAGGUCAGGCUUCAGAGCAGCCACGGUCUGCCUUCUCUAUGGCAAGGACGUCCACACUCAUGGGCCAGAGCAGCAGGCAGCAGGACAAGCCGCCUCUGACCUUUGAUGUGGAAUAUGUCAACAUCGGGGGGCAUUUCAACAAAACCUCGGGCCUGUUCACAUGCCACUUCCCAGGUGCGUACUUCUUCGCCUUCACUGUGGGGAAACACCCUCGCAAGGCCGUUUCAGUGAAGCUGAUGACGGGGAAGGGCGAGGUGCAGGCGAUGGUGUUUGACGAGGACACAUCGAAGAGAAGGGAGAUGCAGAGUCAGAGCUUGCUGCUGUCUCUCCGCCGGGGCGACAGCGUGUGGCUGUACAGUCAGCAGGAUGAGCGUUAUGCUGUCUACAGCAACCAGGGCAGGUACACCACCUUUUCUGGCUUCCUGGUUUAUCCUGAGGCUGAAACACUCACGCCUCCCACCACACAGGACAGAACUCACCUCUAA
This is a messenger RNA of Chelmon rostratus (copperband butterflyfish), 1104 nucleotides long. It is a transcript of the gene c1qtnf13, whose product is annotated as C1q and TNF related 13. The transcript has 2 exons. The coding region runs from base 1 to 1104 and encodes 367 amino acids. Lineage: Eukaryota; Metazoa; Chordata; Actinopteri; Chaetodontiformes; Chaetodontidae. Gene Ontology annotation, molecular function: protein binding. The record is from RefSeq and is a predicted model, not a curated record.